AUGUCAUCCACAUCAUCUAAUCGUCCACGUUACAGUCCAAAAUACACAGAAAUUUGUAUUGGCAAUAUUAGUAAUCAUACAGAACCCAGUAUUCUACUAAAGUAUUUUGAACAAUUUGGUAGUAUAGUACAAUACAAUUUUACUUCACCAACAGGCGGUUAUGUUUUUAUAACAUAUAAAGAUGCAUCCAUGGUUGAUGCGUGUAUGAAAUCCAGACCACAUCAUCUUGAUAGUCGACACUUAUAUGUUAAACGUGCUUUACCACUUGAUGAUGAACAUCCACGUGAACGUUUUGAAACUACACGUGAUCUUAUGAUUAUAAUUGAUUUUGAUAAUAAAAAUUGCAAUGAGAAAGACUUUUUAAAUCAACUUCGUGAAUAUUUUUCUUCAUAUGGAACAUUAUAUGCUUGUAAAUAUUGUCAUGAAACAUAUUUUAAUUAUAUUCUCGUUGAAUUUGCAGAUAAAGAUCAAGUUGAUCGAAUUAUUCUUGAUAAACCACAUUAUUAUUAUGAACAUCAACUUAAUGUUAUGAAACGUAUACCAUCGAAUAUUGAAAUAAUGAAUACAAAAUAUUCAUUAAAUAAACAGCAAUCAUCUAUGGUAAUAAAAGAUGCAAUUGAUGAUGAUAAUUAUGAUUAUAUAAGAUCUCGAAAUAAUUUCAAUAAAAAUGAUUCUAUAGCAAAAGAACAAAUUAGUGAAAUUGAUCUAGAAAAUGAAGUAUAUCGUCUUCAAAAUAUUUUGAAAAAAAUGAACGAAGAUUUUGCUAUUAAACGGCAACAAGUUGAAGAACAAUGUUCAGAACAAUUAAAACAUCUUGAUGAAAAUACUGAUCAAACUAAUCGUUUAAAACAAGAUUUAGAAGAAGAAUAUGCUAAAUUAUUAGUCGAAUAUGAAUCAAUGAAACAUGAAAAUGAACUACUUAAUGAACAAUAUUUAGCAGCUGAAUUAGAAAAUUUUGAAAUAACAUCAUAUUAUGAGCAAAUUCUUUCCGAAGAAAAAGCUAAAACAAUUCAACUUGAAAAUGAAUAUAGACAAAAAUUAAAAACAUUAAAUUCUAAUCAUUCUUCUCCACCUUCAUCUCCUCGUCUUAUUAGUAGUACUUCAUUGAAAUCUCCAUCACAAUCAAUUAUACCGAAAGAUAAUUGA
Molecule: messenger RNA, 1146 nt
Organism: Rotaria sp. Silwood2
Lineage: Eukaryota; Metazoa; Rotifera; Eurotatoria; Philodinida; Philodinidae
Source: the annotation of a GenBank genome assembly